This is a messenger RNA of Zasmidium cellare ATCC 36951, 1641 nucleotides long. RefSeq lists its product as uncharacterized. NCBI's taxonomy places the organism in Eukaryota, Fungi, Ascomycota, Dothideomycetes, Mycosphaerellales, Mycosphaerellaceae. The coding region runs from base 1 to 1641 and encodes 546 amino acids. The record is from RefSeq and is a predicted model, not a curated record. Gene Ontology annotation, molecular function: hydrolase activity, acting on ester bonds; metal ion binding; nucleotide binding. The transcript has 5 exons. Gene Ontology annotation, biological process: nucleotide catabolic process.
AUGGGGUCAUUAUUAACGGGUGUGCUCACCGCCUUGCCUCUCAUCACUUCAGCGUGGGCCGAAGACGUUCUUUACAGUCAACGGCGCCUUGAGAAGCGAUAUAUUGAUGGGAACGGCAACUGGAAUCAAUCCUUCUUCCACAUCAACGACGUACAUGCUCACCUAGACGAGUUCCGGUCUUCGGGAACGGACUGCACGAAUGCCAGCGUUGGAUGCUAUGGCGGCUAUGCUCGCGUUUCUACCGCCAUCAACCAGCGGCGACCCGUUCUCAACUCCAGCUUGUUCCUCAAUGUCGGAGACGAAUUUCAGGGCACGCUGUUCUACACCUACUACGGCGGCGAGAAGAUCGCCGAGACGAUCAAUCAGCUUGGCUUCGACGGCAUGACUCUCGGAAACCAUGAAUUCGACGCGGGCGACGACAAAUUAGGGGAGUUCCUCCAGAAUCUCACUUUUCCUAUCAUAUCAGCCAACAUCCAGUCUGACCAUCCCGUUCUCAACAAAACGAUCAAGCCCUAUCACAUCUACGAGGAGUUCGAACUGGCCGUCAUUGGCGUCACAACGGAGACAACACCAGGUAUUUCCAGUCCUGGCGAGGGCACGACCUUCUCGGACCCUGUCGAAGCAGUUCAGAAUACUGUGGACCUCAUUCGCACCACUACGAACAUCACCCGCAUCGCGGCCAUCACGCAUAUCGGAUACGAAGAAGACCAAGCUCUGGCUCAGAACACGACAGGACUGUACCUCAUCAUGGGAGGCCACAGCCAUACACCACUCGGCGAUUUCGAGGGCGCCGAAGGCCCUUACCCUACAAUUGUGCAGAAUCUUGACGGCGAGGAGGUGUUCAUCGUGACCGCUUACCGAUGGGGCGAGUACCUGGGAUACAUCGACGUGACCUACGACUGUGACGGCAAAAUCCUAGAAUAUCACGGAGGCCCAAUCCAUCUCGACAACAAGACCUCGCAAAACGCGACCCUCCAGGCACAGAUCAAAUCCUGGCGAGGUCCGUUCGAGGAAUUCGCCGCGGAAGAAGUCGGCACCACAAACGUCGAAUUAGAUCAAACGACAUGCCAGGAGCAAGAGUGUCUUCUCGGCGACUUCAUGUCGGAUGCUAUGCUCUCGUACCGUCUCAACACCAGCGAUACCGCCGACUUCGCCAUCAUCAACGCUGGAGGCAUCCGCGCGACGAUUGACGCUGGACCCAUCACGCGCGGCGAAGUCCUGACGUCUUUCCCAUUCGGCAACAGCGUCGUCGAGGUCGAGCUGAGCGGUGAGGAUCUCUGGAAGGUCCUGGAAGGACUCUGCUCUGGCGUCAGCGAGUUCAACGGCGAAGAAGUCACCAGCUUCUUCCAAAUCAGCCGGGGCAUCACCGUGCAGUGGAACCCCGACGCCGCCGUCGGCAGCAGACUCGUCAACGUCACCGUCGGCGAUGCCGCGUUGGAUGAGACGGCGACGUACAAUAUCGUCACGCUCGACUUUCUCGCUGGAGGUGGCGACAACAUUUUCCCGGAGUUUAGCGAGAUCGCUACGCUCGAUACGCAGGAUGUGGUCCUUACUAAUUAUAUUAUCGAACAGUCACCGGUCGAUAUCCAGCUUGAUGGCCGGAUCUCUGUUGUUGGGGGUGGGAAUUCGACUUCGAGAUAG